UCACCAAUUCCCACUUUCAUUUCUUUCUCAAAAAAAAAUUCCCACUUUCAAUUCAUGCAAAGUAACUUAAGAUAGCCCAAAUAUUUACUAGUACAGUCCAUAUCCUCUGUUUCCUCUGCUUCUCUCAUUUCAUUCACCAACUUUCACAUUCCUCUGUUUGACUCUAUUUCUGAUUCAUGGACCGUGCUCGUCGGCUCGCCAACCAGGCGUUUCUCCGACGACUCGUGUCCGAAUCAAAACACCCACGUCCUUCUUCUUCUCCUUCCCCUGUUUUUACAUACUCUGUUUCAACCUCAAGGUAUUUCUCAUCUCUAGCUCCCUCGAUCCCUGCAAACUCUCGCUCACUAUUUCAAACCUGUGCCUCAAUUCCAAAUGGGUUUUCUCUUAACUCUCAAAUCAGAUCCAUAUCCGUGGAUUCACUCAAACCCAGUGACACUUUUCCUCGCCGCCAUAACUCUGCAACCUCUGAGGAACAAGCCAAAAUGGCUCAACUUUGUGGCUUCCAAAGCCUCGAUUCUCUCAUUGAUGCCACAGUCCCCAAGUCAAUCCGUAUUGGGUCGAUGGACUUUACCAAGUUCGAUGAGGGAUUGACAGAGAGCCAAAUGAUAGAGCACAUGAAAAAUUUGGCUUCAAAGAACAAGAUUUUGAAGUCCUUCAUUGGGAUGGGCUAUUAUAACACAUAUGUCCCUCCUGUGAUUUUAAGGAACAUCAUGGAAAACCCAGGUUGGUAUACACAGUAUACACCUUACCAGGCUGAGAUAUCUCAGGGCAGGCUUGAGUCUUUGCUCAAUUACCAAACCAUGGUCUCUGACCUUACUGGAUUGCCAAUGUCCAAUGCUUCAUUGCUCGAUGAAGCAACCGCGGCGGCAGAGGCAAUGGCCAUGUGUAAUAACAUCCAAAAGGGUAAAAAGAAGACAUUUCUGAUUGCUAAUAAUUGUCACCCUCAGACCAUUGAUGUUUGCGAGACUAGAGCUGAUGGGUUUGGUCUUAAAGUGGUUGUUAAGGAUGUUAAGGAUUUUGAUUAUGAAUCCAAUGAUGUUUGUGGGGUUUUGGUUCAGUAUCCAGGGACACAAGGCGAGGUUUUGGAUUAUGAGGAGCUUAUAAAGAACGCACAUGCUAAAGGGGUUAAGGUGGUUAUGGCAACUGAUCUUCUAGCACUGACCAUUUUGAAGGCACCUGGUGAAUUGGGUGCUGAUAUUGCUGUUGGGUCAGCUCAGAGGUUUGGUGUGCCAAUGGGUUAUGGGGGUCCCCAUGCUGCAUUCUUAGCUACUUCACAGGAGCAUAAGAGGAUGAUGCCUGGGAGAAUUAUUGGUGUUAGUAUCGAUUCUACGGGAAAGCCUGCACUUCGAAUGGCAAUGCAGACUAGGGAGCAGCAUAUCCGGAGGGAUAAAGCCACCAGCAAUAUCUGUACUGCUCAGGCAUUACUUGCAAAUAUGGCUGCCAUGUAUGCUGUCUAUCACGGGCCUGAAGGACUCAAGACCAUUGCACAGAGAGUCCAUGGUCUUGCUGCAACAUUUGCAUGUGGCCUGAAGAAGCUUGGCACAGUGGAGGUUCAGGGGCUUCCUUUCUUUGACACCGUGAGGAUCAAGUGCUCCGACUCAAAGGCAAUUGCUGAUGCUGCUUACAAAAAGGAAAUGAAUCUGCGGGUUGUUGAUUCAAACACGAUUACUAUUUCCUUUGAUGAGACAACAACACUAGAGGAUGUGGACCAGCUUUUUGAAGUGUUUGCUUGUGGCAAACCAGUGACAUUCAGUGCUGCAUCUCUUGCACCAGAGGUUGAUACCCUGAUCCCAACUGGGCUUAUCAGAGAGAGUCCAUAUCUUGCCCAUCCGAUCUUUAACACGUAUCAUACUGAGCAUGAGCUGCUCAGAUACAUUCAUAGGUUACAAUCAAAGGAUCUGUCCUUGUGCCACAGCAUGAUUCCUCUAGGAUCUUGUACAAUGAAACUAAAUGCCACGACAGAGAUGAUGCCUGUGACAUGGCCUAGCUUUGCUAAUAUUCACCCUUUUGCUCCAAUUGAACAAGCCCAGGGAUAUCAGGAAAUGUUUGAUGACUUGGGCAAACUCUUGUGCACCAUCACUGGAUUUGACUCUUUCUCUUUACAACCUAAUGCUGGUGCUGCUGGAGAGUAUGCUGGGCUAAUGGUCAUACGUGCUUACCAUAUGGCCAGAGGAGACCAUCACCGCAAUGUUUGUAUUAUACCUGUGUCUGCACAUGGUACCAAUCCUGCAAGUGCUGCUAUGUGUGGAAUGAAAAUUGUUGCUGUUGGAACUGAUGCAAAAGGAAACAUUAAUAUUGAUGAGUUAAAAGAGGCUGCUGAAGCAAAUAGGGAGAAUUUAUCCGCACUCAUGGUUACCUAUCCUUCAACUCAUGGUGUGUAUGAAGAAGGCAUUGAUGAGAUAUGUAAGAUUAUUCAUGACAAUGGAGGUCAAGUUUACAUGGAUGGGGCUAACAUGAAUGCACAGGUUGGUUUAACAAGCCCAGGUUGGAUUGGAGCAGAUGUUUGCCAUCUCAAUCUGCAUAAAACAUUUUGCAUUCCUCAUGGAGGAGGUGGUCCUGGUAUGGGUCCCAUUGGCGUGAAGGAACACUUGGCACCAUUUCUACCAUCACAUCCUGUGGUACCGGCAGUCGGUAUUCCAGCACCAAAAAGGGCUCAACCUCUUGGUACCAUCUCUGCUGCUCCUUGGGGUUCUGCGCUUAUUUUGCCAAUUUCAUAUACAUACAUAGCCAUGAUGGGUUCUAAGGGACUCACUGAAGCCUCAAAGAUAGCAAUCUUGAAUGCAAACUACAUGGCAAAACGUUUGGAGAGCCACUACCCCAUUCUUUUUCGAGGAGUCAAUGGAACAGUUGCCCAUGAAUUCAUCAUUGACUUGAGGGCUUUCAAGAACACAGCUGGUAUAGAGCCUGAAGAUGUUGCUAAACGUCUUAUGGAUUAUGGUUUUCAUGGACCAACAAUGUCAUGGCCAGUUCCAGGGACACUAAUGAUUGAACCAACAGAAAGUGAAAGCAAGGCAGAGUUAGACAGAUUUUGUGACACUCUAAUAUCCAUUAGAGAAGAAAUUGCUCAAAUUGAAAAUGGGAAAGCUGAUAUUCAUAACAAUGUUCUCAAGGGCGCUCCUCAUCCACCAUCGCUACUCAUGGAGGAUACAUGGACAAAACCAUAUUCAAGAGAGUAUGCUGCCUUCCCUGCUUCUUGGCUGCGAGCUGCUAAGUUCUGGCCUUCAACUGGACGCAUAGACAAUGUGUAUGGUGACCGCAACCUCAUUUGUACCCUUCUUACUCCAUCUGAAGUUGCUGAAGAACAAGCUGCAGCUAGUGCAUAGACCUGUGGUUAUGCCUUAUGAAGUUUUUUGGAGUUGGAACCACCAUUACGUUCUCUUAACUGUAUAUGAAAAUAUUCCUUUUCAUUGGUUUGCUUAGGGAUGUGGAUCAAUUUGUGCCCAUUUAAACUUUUAUUGAUACAAAAAAAUGGAAAUGGCGUCACUUCGAUUCUGAUUUA
Messenger RNA from Quercus robur (English oak), 3499 nucleotides. RefSeq names its product glycine dehydrogenase (decarboxylating), mitochondrial-like. Gene Ontology annotation, biological process: glycine decarboxylation via glycine cleavage system. Bases 177 to 3323 code for a protein of 1048 amino acids. The transcript has 15 exons. NCBI's taxonomy places the organism in Eukaryota, Viridiplantae, Streptophyta, Magnoliopsida, Fagales, Fagaceae. Gene Ontology annotation, molecular function: glycine binding; glycine dehydrogenase (decarboxylating) activity; pyridoxal phosphate binding. Gene Ontology annotation, cellular component: glycine cleavage complex; chloroplast envelope; mitochondrion. The record is from RefSeq and is a predicted model, not a curated record.